AUGACUUACUUGUCUCUCGCCGAUUUUUCGGGAACGGCUACGAUGAUGCCACUGAUGCUAGCCAAGUUAUGUUCGGCAUACAAGAAACCGGAUGCACAGACGGUGCUUCGGAUGGGGGCCGUGCGGGCCUUCCUGCGGCCGACGGAAGUGUCGAAGGUGGGGAUCCUGGGAGGAAAAGUUAGGCCCAGCGGUGGCGAGGCAUGGACGAUCCCCCCUGGCCCAGCUCCAGGCCGCACUCGGCGAGGACACUGGGAUGUGGGUCCGGGGAUCGACCGGGCCGAGGCCGAGCCGAAAACUCACGUCAAGAGCAUGAUGUCCUCUAAGAACUUCCGCCCGUCUAUCUCCUCUUGGAACCAAGGACUCCAUUUGCUCCGAAUCCUUUCUCUAGACCUAUUUGCGCGGCUGAACGAAGCGCGAAAAGCGACGCCGGGGAUCUGGACCCUCGAACGGCUCGAAGUUGGCGAACGCGGCAUCCAGGGCUUCUUCGCGCCCCCAAAACUCCCUGUUGGACCUUCAACACUCUCGCUCGAACACUCCUCCAAGCCAACUCGGCCGAAAUCUCCUGCGCCGCCCCAACCUCCCUCGCAUCGCCCGGCAAUCAUCCGCUCCCGCUCCUCCGCAUCCUUGGCCGGUCCGAAGCCGGACUCGCCGGCCAAUAAGAAGCCGAAAAAGGGCACCUUGGACGGGUACAUUAGCCCCCUGGCGCACGCCCCACCCCGCAAUGCCUCGCCUCCCAAGGAAGCCGAAGAAGGGCACCUUAGACGGAUACAUUGUUCCUUUGGCCCGCGUCUCCCCGCCGACGAAAGUGUCUGCUCCCCCGGGACGCUCUUCGCCCUCGCGCACGGCCCGGUCGCGGCUCCUCACCUUCGGCUGUCCCCGGUGCGACAGAGUGGUCGCCGUCGAGCCCGGACUGAUGGCUGA
This is a messenger RNA of Puccinia triticina, 921 nucleotides long. RefSeq lists its product as uncharacterized. Gene Ontology annotation, cellular component: site of double-strand break; nucleus; replication fork. Gene Ontology annotation, molecular function: damaged DNA binding; DNA-directed DNA polymerase activity. The transcript has 4 exons. Bases 1 to 921 code for a protein of 306 amino acids. Gene Ontology annotation, biological process: error-prone translesion synthesis; response to radiation. The record is from RefSeq and is a predicted model, not a curated record. NCBI's taxonomy places the organism in Eukaryota, Fungi, Basidiomycota, Pucciniomycetes, Pucciniales, Pucciniaceae.